AUGGACGAGGUCAUUGCCAAGGCACGUGCGCUCCUCCAGAGCAGCCAGGAGACCAAAGCGUUAGAGUUGUUGGGGCCCCAUGUUGCCAAAAAGAGCGACGACCCCAGGCUCCUCGAGGUGUUUGGUGAGUGUCUACUAGAAGCAAACGACGUUGAGGCUGCCUAUAACGUAUUGCAAAAAGCGGUGUCUCUGGACCCAGACGGCAGCUUGGGCGUCGACAAAUUCUUGUACUUGGGUCAGAUCAUUGGCGGAAGUGAUGGAAUUGAACAUAUCAACGUGGCGUUGGCCAAGCUUCAAGAGCAGCUUGAGAAGGUGGUGGAUAACCUGGGCACCGAUGAUACGGUGCUUGUGGAGCUUGCCAAGUUGUACCCUUCCACAGAGGACUUGGCGGGGCAUUUGAUCAAGAAGUUGAACCAGGGUAUAUUCGCUGAGAUCGAGAUCUGGAUGACUGACUUAUGCAUGGAGCCAGAGGCGGAGGAGCAGUGUGACAAGUUGAUCUCGCACUCGUUGAGUCUUGAUGAGACAAAUCCGGAGGCCCAUUCGCAUUUGGCUUCGAUCAGAAUAUCGCAGCAGAAAAACGACGAGGCCAGAGAAGCUUUGCAGAGAUCGUGGGAGUUGUUCCAGGCCAAAAAGCAGGCUUUGGAGGAGUCUCACGAUAAAGGUGAUGGCGUCGACGCUUCUUUGGAGUAUGUGGAGUUGGUGCAGCCGCUCUUGGGCCUCUCGAGAUUUGCUAUUGAGCUUGAAAUGUACGACGUCGCUCCGUCAAUUGCAGCAAGCGUUGCUGAAAUCAACGAUAAUGCGCUUGACGCUUUCUACUACGAAGCGUUGGCUCAUUUGCUUCGUGCGAAGAAAAUUUACGGUGACUCUAACCCAGAGUCAGUACCAGCGGAAAGCGAUUACAGAGAGAUUGAUUUGAGAGAGGUGAUUAGCUCGGAAAACGAGGACGUUCAGUCGGGGCUUCACGAUGCUCGUUCGGCGCUCACCCAGGGCUAUAGAGUGUUGAACAGUGCUGAUGCUGAGGCCAUGGACCCAGAUGUGGCUGGCCAGGUAUCUGAGCUUUUGAGUGCACUUGGCGGGCCUAUCAUGGCAGACUUGAUGCCCGAGCGCAAGAGCCAUGAAGACGACGAAGACGAAGACUGGGAAGAUGAAAUUGUCAGCGACAAUGAGUAG
Molecule: messenger RNA, 1170 nt
Organism: Candidozyma auris
Lineage: Eukaryota; Fungi; Ascomycota; Pichiomycetes; Serinales; Metschnikowiaceae
Exons: 1
Coding region: 1-1170 (389 amino acids)
Molecular function (GO): protein binding
Source: RefSeq, a predicted model, not a curated record